This is a messenger RNA of Aspergillus ruber CBS 135680, 795 nucleotides long. RefSeq names its product lignocellulolytic auxiliary activity family 9 protein. The coding region runs from base 1 to 795 and encodes 264 amino acids. Lineage: Eukaryota; Fungi; Ascomycota; Eurotiomycetes; Eurotiales; Aspergillaceae. The transcript has 2 exons. The record is from RefSeq and is a predicted model, not a curated record.
AUGAAGCUUUCCACGACUUUUGGUAUUUCUGUGAUGCUGGCCGGUGCAGGUCUCCCCGGUGUUUCGGGCCACUACGUCUUCUCAAAGCUCAUCGUGAAUGGGGAGAAGACCAAUGACUUCGAGUAUAUCCGUCGGAAUAGCAAUGGCUACCAGCCCACCCCUGCUUCCGAUAUUCUCAACGAUGAUUUCCGUUGCAACCAGGGCUCCAUGUCAUCUGCCGCCGGCACCAAGGUCUACAAGGCUGAACCCGGCGCUGAGAUUGGCUUCGAGUUGGCCUAUGGCGCCACCAUGAAGCACCCAGGACCACUGCAAAUAUACAUGUCCAAGGCCCCCGGUGAUGUCACGCAAUACGACGGUUCAGGCGACUGGUUCAAGGUCUACCAGGAAGGACUGUGCAACGACAUCUCGCAAAAGGGUCUCGAAGACAAAGACUGGUGCACCUGGGACAAGAACCAAGCGUCUUUUAAGAUUCCGUCCGACCUCCCUGCGGGCCAGUACCUUGUCCGUGUGGAGCACAUUGCCCUCCACCGAGGCUUCUCGGGCAACGCCGAGUUCUACUUCACCUGCGCCCAGAUCGAAGUCGGCGGCAAUGGCUCUGGAGACCCCUCGCCCACUGUUAAGAUUCCCGGUGUCUACCAGCCUGAUGAUGAGAAUAUCCACUACAAUAUUUACAUGCACCCCACGUCUUAUUCUCUGCCUGGGCCUUUGGUGUGGGAGGGUGGCUCCAGCGGCAGUAUGGGCUCCAGGAGCAACAGGGCUUAUAACAGCAACAAUGUUCCUAACACUUGCUCGUGA